UACGUCAUAAUAGAUAUUACAUUACUAAUUCUUGUUCUUAUCACUCGUUCCAAUUAGCGUUUCAUUGAGCCCUUCCGAAACGUUGUUGGAAAAUAUUAUCAAUAUACUUUAGCCAUAAUUGAACAUUAUUUUCUAUUAGUCAUAUUGUAAAUUGAAUAUUGUUUAAAUAAGUCAUUCAGAACCGUGGUUACCAUUGUAAUAGUAGUGUCGUGUUGCAGUUGAUUGAUCCUCGAAUCAGUUUUUCGUUUACUAUAGAAAUUGAUAAAGAAAAAUGAAAUUUGUGGUCCUUUGUCUCUGUAUCUUUUUAUGUGGAAUCAAGAGUGUUAGCAUGGUGGUGGUGCUGAACGGCGUGCUCGCGGACGAGUGCCCGACGUCAGUGCGUGCGCUACUUGCCGCGCACCCUGGCUACAGAGAUGCUGCAGCACAACUAUUGGCGGCCGCCGCCAGGGUCGUACCACCGCCUGGCUUGCUCUAUGUAGGUCAACGGGAAUUAGCAGCUGUGGUACCACAUGACAAAAACGUCAAUAUCAUUGGAUCAGAUGACGCCACAUCAUGCAUUAUCGUCGUUAUCAGGCAUUCAGGGUCUGGAGCGGUAGCCCUAGCCCACUUAGAUGGGUCCGGAACAGCGGAGGCGGCGGCGGCGAUGGUGUCGCGAGUACAACAGCUGGCCGUAGGGUACCCAGAGGGCAGGCUCGAGUUACAACUGGUCGGAGGCUUCACAGACCCUCACCGCUAUUCUGAUGAGCUGUUCGCUAAUAUUAUGUUAUCAUUCCACCGGCUCUCAGUUGAGAUAGACCUAACACUGGCUUGUUGCUGUGAGUUGAACACGGCGCUGGGCGGUGGGUCUGCCGCACCCCUUGUCACCGGCGUCGGUGUGGACAUCCGCGCCGGUGAUCUCUUCCCUGCCACAUUCCCAGAUAAAGGACCCGAGUUGCCACUAAGAGGUGCCCGGACUAUUACCAGUGGACCACAUUCCGCACAGGUGCUAGAUAUCUAUGAUAAUACGGUGGGUCUGCUCCGCAUCGGGCCCUUCAACUACGAGCCACUGCGCGGCGUGGACCUGUGGCUGGAACAGUCUGACGACUUCAUCCUGCAGCAUCUUAGCACUACGCCUGCCGUCGAGCCGCCGCAUUUCGUGCACAAUAUUCGCGUGACCCUGAAAUUCAUACAGCAGCACCCGUUCCCGGCUGUGACAGUGUUCCCGGACAAUCGCUCGCAUUAUUACCGCCGCGACGAGCAAUCCGGCUGUUGGGUACCCAUGCGCUUCUAAACACCAACAUACUCUGAUAAAAGUACCAUUUCAUCAAAAUUAUCAGUAGUAUUUGUUUUUUAGGACUGACACAUUUUAGUAUAUUAUAUAUGGCGAAGCUAGUUAUAUUCAGAUAUUUACAUUGACCUUCUUUUAGUUUUCAAUUGUGCAAUUGUUUUUUAGUGGCGCUAGUAUCGCUUUUUGGACACUUAGUGCAUUACGCCAACGAUGUAGAAUUCAUUCUUCCACAAAAUAGAAACAGGACUGGUUUUGCCUCUAUAAAAUAUUAAAUCUAUUGAUGAAAUAAUUUAAAAUAUAAUAAAUUGUCACCAGUGUUUGUAUAAACUUAAAAGUUUCUUUAGCUCAUAGAAAAAUUAAGUACACAUAUCAAUGUUAGGAGGAGCUAUGAAAAUAUAAAUUAGUUGUACAGGUUGCUAAGUAACAAAAAUUGUAAUGGAAAAAGACCUAUAUAAUAUAAAUUAUGUACUAAAUAAAAACUUCAUAAAUUAAUAAAAUUCUAGUGAAACUAUUCGAAAAAAGCUCUACAGAUUUCGUGUUACACCGAAAUACUGUGAGAUUAUUUUUCAUUGGUUCCUGUUACGACUCGAACCAAUUUGAAGCUGCUUAUAUUAAUUAUUAGCUGGUCAAUACAUGGCUUCAUCAUAUGCAGUGCAGCUAUAUCGUUAAAUAUAGUUUUGAAAUACAAUAUCAAGGUUAAUGAAAAUUCUCAAAGAAAAAUGUGAAUAAAAUUGGAAAAUGAUAUUACAUUGCGUACACGCUUCUAUAGAUUCGGUUUUUUUUUAUUAGGAUGACUUUUUUAAUAUUUACUUACCACGAAGUUGUAGUAAUGGUAAACCCGAGUUAAAUUAUCGAAUCAUUCAAUCGAUUUUUUUCCAUUUUUAGUGUUGGCAAGACUUAGAAGUGUUGUCAUAAGAUAACAUUAAAAUGACAACGAUUAAUUCUUCUCUCUAUUAACAGUUCUAGUAAUUUAUUUUUUAUACUUUUAAUAUUCAUAUGAGCAUUAUUGAAUUCAUUGUGUCUUUUUACCUUGGAAUAGGAUCUAAAAUUGUAAAACAGGGACAUUUUCAAUUUUUGCCUUUUUUAAAGUUAUGCUACGCUUUAUAAGCGAAUCAAUUCAUUUUCAAGCAGUUCAAAGACAUCGCUUAAAAAGUAUACUCCAGCUGAUCAAACUAUCCAAAAUUACAAGUUUUCAAAUACACUAUCAGCCUUACAUUGUUGUAAUAAAGUUGACAAUCGUUUGAUAUAACGUAGACGAGUUUGAUAUGCUGAAGUAUAUGCGUAAAUAUAUUUUUGUUUUAUUGUGAUAAUUGAGCUAGUAAUAUGAUAUUUUUUUCAUUUAUAUUAUUAUAGACAAAAGUAAAGCUAUGAUAGUAGUGACCUUAUGAUUUGCUAAUGAUUUUAUUGUGAAAUAAUUAAUGAGGAUGGAUU
Messenger RNA from Spodoptera exigua (beet armyworm), 2698 nucleotides. Lineage: Eukaryota; Metazoa; Arthropoda; Insecta; Lepidoptera; Noctuidae. The record is from the annotation of a GenBank genome assembly.